Leptonychotes weddellii (Weddell seal) is the source of this 538-nucleotide messenger RNA. RefSeq names its product guanylate cyclase activator 2A (gene GUCA2A). The record is from RefSeq and is a predicted model, not a curated record. Gene Ontology annotation, molecular function: guanylate cyclase activator activity. NCBI's taxonomy places the organism in Eukaryota, Metazoa, Chordata, Mammalia, Carnivora, Phocidae. Gene Ontology annotation, cellular component: extracellular region.
CCAACCGUUCCUCCCUCUUGGGCACUGCUGCCAUGAAUACCUUCCUGCUCUCUGCACUGUGCCUCCUUGGGACCUGGGCUGUCCUGGCAGGGGGAGUCACCGUGCAGGAUGGAAAGUUCUCUUUUCCCCUGGAGUCGGUGAAGAAGCUCAAGGACCUCCGGGAGCUCCAGGAGCCCAGCACCUGGAAGAGCAGGAAGAGUGGUGGGCCCGUGGUUCCCCAAGUCUGCAGCCACCUGAAGUUUCCGGAAGAACUCAAGCCUCUCUGCAAGGAGACCAAUGCCCAGGAGAUCCUCCAUAGGCUGGAGGCCAUCGCCGAGGACCCGGGAUCGUGCGAGAUCUGUGCCUUCGCGGCCUGUGCCGGAUGCUAGGACACAGGCCUCCUGGCCCUCCCCCGCGGGAUGCUCGGCCGGGCCUCCAGGGGAGGAGUGAGGAGGGGGUGGCCUGGGGCGGCCUAGCCCCUGACCCAUCCGAGUUGCCGGCGCUUCCCAAGAUCCACUGCAGCCCUCAGCUAAUAAACCAGUUGCCAGAGUCCUUCUGA